Messenger RNA from Dentiscutata erythropus, 547 nucleotides. Lineage: Eukaryota; Fungi; Glomeromycota; Glomeromycetes; Diversisporales; Gigasporaceae. The record is from the annotation of a GenBank genome assembly.
GGGUAUUUUAGAUGGAAGAGUAUUUUACAUAACAUAUAGUAGCAUCAUACAGAAGUUGUCAAUUGGUGCUAGACCAAAAUAUCCUGAACUUGAAGCUGAAUUAAUUGAAUGGUUUCGAGGCUCCAAUCUUAGCAUAAAACUCACUAAAACUAUUGCAAUUGCAUCUACUGGGUAUGAAAAUUCGAACUUCACAAUUGUUUUAGCCUGCUUGGUGGAUGGCACUAAGCUCCCACCUGUAAUAAUUUUUAAACUAGUUAAUGUAUCUCGUGAAAAAUUACUUGAUAAAAUUGAAAGCCAAGAAGAACCUGAAAAUCAAGAUGAUAAUAACAAUAAAGGUGAAGGUACAAAUGAAAGUGAAAGUGAAGAUGCAAAUGAAAGUGAAGACAAAGAUGAAAAUACAAAUGAAUAUAAAGAUGAAGAUACAAAUGAACAUAAAAGUGAAGAUACAAACGAAAGUGAAGGUGAAGAUGCAAAUGAAAAUAGAAUAGUUUAUGACCAUUAUUAUGAAGAAGGUGAAGAAUUAACUGUUAUUCAAGACUGGAAUUAA